UCCGGCAGCGCCGGGCCCUGCCGAGCCGAGCCGAGCUGAGCCGGGCCGGGUCCCGCAGAGCCGCCCCGCGCCUCCUCACAGCCUCCGGAGCCACCGCCCGCCCGCCCGCCAAGAUGGAGCAAACCUGUGAUGAUAUAGAUGAAAUGUUCAGCAAUUUACUUGGGGAGAUGGACAUGCUGACUCAGAGUUUAGGAGUGGAGACUGUACCACCUCCAUGCCCCAAAGUGUCCAACAAUGAAUAUAGCUUUACAGUUGGUUUUAAAGAUUUAAAUGAAUCCCUAAAUGCCCUAGAGGACAAAGACCUGGAUGCUUUAAUGGCUGACCUUGUAGCAGACCUUAAUGAUGUUGAACAGAAAACUUUACAAGCCCAGAAAGCUUCUUCUUGCAACCAGCAAAGUACAGUCACUCAGCCUUCAACAGGCUUGAAUAAUGACAUUUAUUCUAAAGUAAGUCCCUAUGUUACCAUUACUGGACAGUCUGGGGAUGAUUUGCCCCCUCCACCUCCACCUCCAGACCCUGAACCAGAACUUCCACCACCACCUCCACCACCUCCUCCUGAGCCACUUACUCAGGAAGAACUAGAGGCAAAGGCUAAAGCUGACAAAAUUAAACUUGCAUUGGAGAAAUUGAAGGAAGCCAAAGUUAAAAAGCUUGUUAUCAAGGUGCACAUGGAUGAUAACAGCACCAAGUCCCUAAUGGUGGAUGAGCGCCAGGUGGCACGGGAUGUUCUGGACAACCUCUUUGAGAAAACCCACUGUGACUGCAACGUUGACUGGUGUCUGUAUGAGACGUACCCAGAGCUGCAGAUUGAAAGGUUUUUUGAAGACCAUGAAAAUGUUGUUGAAGUGUUAUCAGACUGGACUCGAGACACUGAGAAUAAGAUUCUGUUUUUGGAAAAAAGUCAAAAAUAUGCUUUAUUUAAAAAUCCCCAGAAUUUCUACCUGGCGAACAAAGGCAAGAAAGAAAGCAAAGAAAUGAAUGAUAAAAACAAAGAGGCUUUGCUGGAGGAAAGCUUCUGUGGGACAUCUGUCAUUGUGCCAGAGCUUGAAGGGGCCCUUUAUUUAAAAGAAGAUGGAAAAAAGUCCUGGAAGAGGCGUUAUUUUCUUCUACGAGCUUCUGGAAUUUAUUAUGUACCCAGAGGAAAAACCAAGACAUCACGGGAUCUGGCAUGCUUCCUUCAGUUUGAGAACGUGAAUGUGUAUUAUGGUUAUCAACACAAAGUGAAAUAUAAGGCACCUACAGACUACUGCUUUGUCUUAAAGCAUCCCCAGAUUCAAAAGGAGUCACAAUAUAUCAAGUACUUGUGCUGUGAUGAUAAAGCAACCCUGCAUCAGUGGGUAACAGGAAUAAGAAUUGCCAAGUAUGGCAAGACGCUCUAUGACAAUUACAAAUGUGCAGUGAAGAAAGCUGGCUUGUCCUCUUGGUGGGCAAAUCAAAAAGUGGUGGAGCCAGCUGCCCCUGCAGGAUCCUCAUCAGCAGGUACUGUUCAGUCAAAUGGACAGAUUCCCCAAAGUGAUCAUUGCAGUUCCAGUUCCAGUGCAGAAUUUCCAGACAUUCAGAAGAAAGUGGAUACAUCUGAGGCACAAGCUGAAACAAAUAAUGCCAGUGCACCUGGCCUGACACAACCAUUGCUGAGGCCACAGAAAGUCCAGAGUAAGAGGACCUCACUGCAGCCUCCUCCUCCACCUGAAAGGCGUUCAUCUGCUAUUUCUGCUUCACCAGUUCUACCCUCCAAAGUGAUACGAGACAGUGGCAUUUUCCUAACAGAUCCAGAGAGCUUUCCAGCACCACCACCUACACUGAAGAUUGAUUUUCCUCCUCCACCACCAUCAUCUGAUUUCUGUGAACCACCUCCUGAUUUUGUGCCUCCACCACCACCAGUGUCCAGCAGCAGUAAUGGAGAUGUGCCAUUACCCCCUCCACCUCCAUCUGUCUCCAGUAAGCCACCACCACUUCCAGUGAAGAAACCUGUACCACUUCCUCCCAAAAGGCUGGAAAACACAGGACAAGGUGGAGAGCCACAGUCAGCAGGGCCACCUCUGAUUACAGGGGGAGGCAAGCAAGCAGAUUUCAUGUCUGACUUAAUGAAAGCUCUUGAGAAGAAAAGGGGUAACAGCUCCUGA
This is a messenger RNA of Camarhynchus parvulus, 2123 nucleotides long. It is a transcript of the gene APBB1IP, whose product is annotated as amyloid beta precursor protein binding family B member 1 interacting protein. Bases 114 to 2123 code for a protein of 669 amino acids. Gene Ontology annotation, cellular component: cytosol; plasma membrane. Gene Ontology annotation, biological process: signal transduction. The transcript has 14 exons. Lineage: Eukaryota; Metazoa; Chordata; Aves; Passeriformes; Thraupidae. The record is from RefSeq and is a predicted model, not a curated record.